This is a messenger RNA of Stegostoma tigrinum, 5820 nucleotides long. It is a transcript of the gene dhrs11a, whose product is annotated as dehydrogenase/reductase 11a. NCBI's taxonomy places the organism in Eukaryota, Metazoa, Chordata, Chondrichthyes, Orectolobiformes, Stegostomatidae. The transcript is spliced from 7 exons. Gene Ontology annotation, molecular function: oxidoreductase activity. Bases 134 to 901 code for a protein of 255 amino acids. The record is from RefSeq and is a predicted model, not a curated record.
UCCUCCCAACUUGAGGGAAAAAGUGAGUGAGUGAGAGUGAAGGAGGAGGAAGCGUCUCCUUGGUUGUACCGGUCACUUCUCCGGUGUCUGUUCGGUGUGAAGCCUCCUCGGUUCCCUGUCGCCCCUCCCCGACAUGGAGCGCUGGAAGGGACGCGUGGCUCUGGUAACCGGGGCGUCGGUGGGGAUCGGUGCGGCCAUCGCCCGGACUCUGGUUCAGCACGGCAUGACGGUGGUGGGCUGUGCCCGGAGUGUGGACAAAAUCGAGAAACUAGCUGCUGAAUGCAAGAGUGCUGACUAUGCCGGUACCUUGGUUGCACACAAAUGUGACCUAACCAAUGAGGAGGAAAUCCUUUCCAUGUUUUCUGCCAUCAAAUCACAGUACCAAGGUGUGGAUGUGUGCAUCAACAAUGCAGGCCUGGCCCAUCCUGAACCAUUGUUGUCGGGAAAGACAGACCUUUGGAGGAACAUGAUUAAUGUUAACGUGAUAGCAAUGUCUAUCUGCACCAGAGAGGCCUACCAGUCGAUGAAAAUGCGAAAUGUUGAUGAUGGACACAUUAUUAACAUCAAUAGUAUGAGUGGCCACCGAGUGGUCCCAUCCUCAGCAACCCAUUUCUACGCAGCUACAAAGUUUGCAGUAACUGCCCUGACUGAGGGGUUAAGGCAAGAGCUUCGAGAAGCCCGGACGCACAUACGGGCCACGUCUGUAUCUCCAGGACUGGUGGAAACGGAGUUUGCAUUUAGACUUUAUAACAAUGAUCCAGAAAAAGCUGCAGCAACGUAUGAGAACCUUGAGUGUCUGAAAGCAGAGGAUUUGGCCAGUGCUGUUGUUUACAUCUUGAGUGCACCUUCUCAUGUUCAGAUUGGAGACAUUCAGAUGAGGCCUACUGAGCAGCAGACAUAGCAACCAUGGAAGGAGCAGCCACGGAUGUCUAUGAGCAAAAUAGAUUAUGGCACGAGACCUCUGCUGGACAGUUUUUUUUAAAAAAUGUGAUGCUAAGAGUUAUAUAAAGUCCUACUUCAUUUAGCCCUGUCGACCUGGUAGAAUUCAUCUUUCAUUCUCUGCAAGGAAAUUUUUGCCUGGGCUGAGAAGUCUGCUGUAGGAGCAGAGCAUAAUAGAAUUAUUUUAUUUCAAGAGAAACUUUAAUUUUAUUUUGGCUUUUGCUUCUGACGUGUUGCAGAUCAUUUUAGUGCCAACUAUAGCAGUAAAGGUGCAAAAAAAAUAUGAAGGAUGAUUGUGCUGCAUAUAUAUGUGGAGAAAAUGAUCCUUGAUCACCUAUCUUUCAGUCUUAUUGCACAAUUGUUUUACAUUAAACCAAGCUAACAGUUAUGUGACUUCUUAUGAUGUGCAUAUCUGUUGGUCUUCUCUCUGGUUUGCACUGAAAAUUCAUUGUACCAUUUGGUGAAAAUGUUAACUGUUUUGAAGGGAUUAUUUUACGGGAUAUAAUUGAUACCCAACUGUAAUAAGUAACCAAUCUCAUUGCUUGAUAGUGAUGACAUUAAUUCAUUUUAAUAUGUUUUCGUUGCUGCUUCAGUAUGAAUUAGAAUAACAUUAUGGACCAGGAAAUCCGCUUUUUAUAUAUAAUUUUUUAAAAAAGGAUAAGCCUAGAUCACAGAAUAAUAACAGGGAACUUAAUAUGAUCCAGAAUACCUUAAAGAUUUUUUUGUUGUCUUGAUCUUGAAUUUACUUUUAAUUCCCACUAUUCAAACUUUUUUUUUUCCUAAGUUUAUUCUGUUGAAAUGAGGCCUAUUUAUAGUAAUUGCACCUGGCUACUCUCUGACGUCCUUUCACUGCCUUGCAUAACAACCUUCACCAUUCUUUGAAACUAAAAGAUUCCUGUAACGUUUUGAUGUGAUUGAAAUCACGAACAACUGAACUGGAGUACUGUAAUUCUUGAAUAUGAUGUAAAAAUUCCUAAUCCUAGGUUUCUUUAUAACUUAAACAGUGUUGUGAUCUGUACAAUUAACAUGUUACAGAUUUGGCUAUUGAAGAAUUUAUAAUUCAAUUUAUUAUAAUCAUUCCAAGAAAUUGAAUAAUGCUCUGCUUCUUCUAAGGUUGCGUAAACUGUUGACUGCUUGAUGUUCAAAUUUUGCUGUCAGAUUACAGUAAGGUAGAUGUCUCUUUGAAGGUAAAGUCACCAUGGGAUAUAAGAUGAGGCAAAUAGAACCAUAGAACUUGGAACAGUGCGACACAAGAAUGAGCCUUUCAGCCCAUGAUGUUGUGCCAAACAUGGUGCUGAGUUAAACUAAUCUCUUCUGCCUGCCCUUGAUCCAUAUCUCUCUAUUCCUUGCCUAUUCAUAUGCUAAUCUAAAAGCCCCUUAAACACCCCUAUCGUAUCUGCCUCCUUCAUCACCCUGAUGACAUUUUCCAGACACCUGUCGCUGUUUAAAAACUUGCCCAUCAUUUCUUUGAACUCUUCCCACCUCAAAUCUCUGACCUUAGGUGGUGACUUGUUCUCCAUAUACGUACAUCCUGUUUAGUGUUUACCCAAUAAAUAACCAUCACUGUUCCCUUGUUCUAUUUGAUCAUGGGCAUCUCUGCCAGACUUUAUUAGAUGAUAACUGAAAAGUUAACAUCGUUCCACUCUUGACAGACCUGCUGAGAAUUUCUAGAAUUUUCUUUCUUCUUUUAAAUUAAAUCCAUGUUUCUAAUAACCAAACACAACAAAUUAAUUUUCAUGUAAUCAAGAGCAAUUUAUCAUAACGCAGUGCACACCUGUGUUUAGUUAAUAAUAAAUACAUGUAACCUUAUCUGGGUGGUCAUUUUGAAAUGACAGCUAUUGGAUAUAUACUACCACAUCAGAAAAUAGUUUUAUUUUGUGAUUUAAAUAAAUCAGUGGCAAGUCCCAUUUGCCUCAACAGGAUAAGAAUUGCAAGAUGCUUCUGAAAAAACGCAAACUGAACUUAAGAUUUCUCUCUGUGGUAUCGCCACCAUUAUAACAAUGCAAUUUAACUAUUAAAGAAUGCACUCUGAAUAGAUUAUGCUCAUUGAGCUUCUUUGAUAGACCAGACACUUUUUAGAAGUUGACAGCUAAUCCAUUUCUUGCAUCUGAUGCCAAAUGGCCUGAAAGUCGCAUCAGACUUUUGGUAUAAGAUGAUCCUGAAACUUUAAGUGAAUUGUCAUAUACUUUGAGGUGUUUAGUUUGGCAUUUAAUUCAUGUGUGAAAUUUUGACACCGUUUUGCCGCCUCCUACUCAACUGGUAUAUUUGACUUAACAUUGAUCAUUUUUAAAGGGAUAUGCUCACUCUUCGGUAAAGUAUACUGUAGAUUUCCUAGUUCAAGCUGCUGAUUUUUCUUUUCCUCUGCUAAAUUGCUAGAUUUUUUUUUGUUGUGCUUCCUCAUCUCUCGAAGGUGAGUGUGCUGGGGGGAGAUGAAAGAAGAACGAGAAGCAGAGAGCAGGUGAGAGAAAAAAUGUAAAAGAAAUUUUGCUCGGGCUCCUGCUAUAGGAUGUUACCCAGUCACCCUUACAAAUUAAAUACAAAUGUGUGAAGUUAGGUGAGGAUUGGAUUGGAUGUUGAUUGAAUAACCUACCACAGUUGUAGGCUCUUGCCGGGAACCUUUUUUGUUUCUUUCAAGUGAGCAUUCUUCAGUUGUGUACAGGAAAGCUUUUUAAUUGUGAUGUUGCUCACUCAUCUCAAAUUUAUGGGGUGGUGUUACGGGUUUUAAAACCCCAGUUGGUAUUUCUGACUUUCUCACAUUGAUAUUGUAGGAAAACUACUGAAGCCUAUAAAAUUGUUGGUAGCCACUUCUCCGUUUUGUAAGCAUGUUCGGCAGCUUAUUCCUGAAUAAUAUAAAUAUAUUAAAUAAGAAGAACUAUGAAGAUUGGGCUGUUAAAAGGCAAUGGCCCAAUACUGCUGGGAUUCCUUCAUGUAUAAUGGAUAUGUCCUUUGCAGCUACCCAUUUUUCCAAAUUUGUUUCCAGGUUUUCAAUAGCUUAAAGAACAUGUUCCCCUUUAAUGCUGAGCCAUACUUGUGUGCCCUGUGACAACAAAAACAGUACUGUUUUUGAAUAAUACAAUAAAGAAAGUAGUUAAUUUGAAGGAUAAUUUGUAAUGUGUUGUCUCCUUAGAAAAUAAUAUUUGUAAAUCCACAGUUUGUGCAGAAUUUAUUUUCAUCUUUUUGUUUCUGUAGCCUUUGCAAUCUAACAUGAAAGUUGAGUUUUGCAAUGCAGUUGUAAACAUUGCUGUGAAGUCUUUGUCAGCCAGUACUAUGUUCAGUACUACUUGCUGUUAAUAUCCUCGCAGAUGCCGUUGUUGUACAACUUAAUAUUAAAAUGAUAUUUGUGUUAGUUGCUGGAACCCGCUGCCUAAACGGGAAAAGGUGUGAAGUUCUGGUGUGUAAAUUAUCACUGCUAUGCAAAGCAGAACUCUAGUUAAAUGUUCUCUCCUAUGAUCACUUGUCUAACUGCUGAUAUUGGAUUGUUGAAUACUCCAAGUUCAUUAUGAUGGAAAUUGGGAUGAGUGUCACGUACCAGGACUGGAAUUUUCAGGUAGUUUGGGCAUCUUCCAGAUGAGGUUUAGUAGUCCAAGUGGUGUGAUCACGUGCCAGUUAACGACUUUAACUUGUUUGUCAUGGUGAUUGCAUUUUCAAAGUCGGUUGAUACUGACUCAGCUUAUAAUUGCAUUUAAAAUUUGGAGUUGACUGUUUGGCAUUAAAAGGGCUAGCUAUGUUUUAAGCAAAUGGCUUAACAGGCUAGGAGCAUGCAAAGUUUGAAGUCACUUCUAUUGCCGUGAUGCUGUGCGACACACACCUUUAUCUACUGUCAUCUGACAUGCACAAGUAGAUCAGUUUAUCUUUUAAAAUUCCCAUUUGUGGAUGAAUGAUUAAUUGUAUUUACUGAAUCUUUUCAUAAUGUUGAAAUAAAAUGUGUCAUAAAGCAAAUUUAAUAAUCUGUGCUCAGAGUCUGAAGUGAUCAAGCAAGCUUCAUAGCAGGACAAUAUUUUGUACUUAUUAAAACCCUUUAGCAUGCUGUCUUUUAAAGCAGAAUGUCAGUUUAUUUAAGGUACACAUUUUGGUAAUUUGCUCAAUGUUGUGAGCUACUUUUUAAGAUGCAUAAUUGUAAUCUUAUGUAUCUUCCAAAUGACCUUUUUUAACAAAUUGUUGUGUAAGAUUGUUUGGAUUGAAAGAGCUACUUCUCAUGAUUUGUAAAAGCCAGUAAAGUACUACAAAUCACCAACUUAUCUGUCCAUAUUUUCAAAGACAUUCGAACCUCCACGCCCUGCACUUGUGUUCUUCAAGACUAUAAUGUUUCUCCUCCAAUAUUUUAUAAGCCUGCUGUCCACAUUGAGUAUCAUUACCUAAAUGAAUCUUAAUAAACUGUUUAUUUCUAUUGGAAUCUAGAUACAGUAUCUUAUCAGGCUAUUUUUUGUCGUCACAUUAUCCAAGAUCUGAUAUAUAUUCUUCGUGGCGAUUAGCAUUGCGUCUAUAUCAAACCUUUUUUAAAAGUCCAUUUUCAUUGGUUAAUUUUUUUGAAGUUGUAAAAGAUGGAACUGGAGUAGAAUUGAGAAAUGAAUGCCCAAUCCUGUAUGUAGACAGAGGGCAAUGUACAUUUCCACCCAGAAAUGUUCCAGAAUUUAAUGUGUUGCUGUUAAUAACAGGUUAAGCAUCAGACUUUUAUUUUUAAGUUGUUGAGCUGUACAGAUUUGAGGUGAACUGUUGGACCUUUUCAAUAUGGGAACUGAUUUCAAGUAGGCUUGAAUUUUCCAACUACACACCACUGUUUGUACUGUUUCUGCAAAAGUUAACCAAUGCUGCUAAAUUAACAACAAAUAUUGUUAAAUCUUUCUUGAAUUGUGAUAUAAUAAAUAACUCCUUCGCAAUGAA